Hyposmocoma kahamanoa is the source of this 610-nucleotide messenger RNA. Its product is annotated as endocuticle structural glycoprotein SgAbd-5-like. The record is from RefSeq and is a predicted model, not a curated record. Gene Ontology annotation, cellular component: chitin-based extracellular matrix. The transcript has 3 exons. Lineage: Eukaryota; Metazoa; Arthropoda; Insecta; Lepidoptera; Cosmopterigidae. Gene Ontology annotation, molecular function: structural constituent of chitin-based larval cuticle. The coding region runs from base 1 to 348 and encodes 115 amino acids.
AUGAAAUUGUUCGUACUUGCCUGUGUGAUCGUGUUGGCAGUUGCUGCUCCUCAGAAGAGUAGAGAUGUCCAGAUCCUACGCUACGAAAGCGACAACAUUGGCGUGGGAGGCUACAGAUUUGCCUAUGAACAAAGCGACGGUCAAAGGCGCGAUGAACAAGGCAGUUUGCAAAACGAGGGUCGCGAGAAUGAAUCCAUUGCUGUGAAAGGAAGCUACUCAUGGAUUGGCCCUGACGGCGUUACGUACACCGUCACUUACAUCGCCGACGACAACGGUUUCCAGCCCGAAAUCGAACAAGGACCCGGUGGUGGUGUACCUCCAGCCGUCGUUGCCAGUCUCCUUGGAUAAAUAACUAUACAUGAUAUUCAGAAAAUCAAGCUAGUCAUUCAAAGAUAAAAGUAAAAAGAACAAUACGUUCCAGUAGAUAGAGGAAUAAUUCAACAUUUACUAUAGAAUGAAAUGAGAAUUGUUUAUCUAUAAAUUACACCAAAAUACAUACCAUAUAAUAUUGUGUCUAUGUUAUUGACUAUGUUAUAAUUUAAUCUUGUUUUUGGUAUUAGUACAAGUUUUUUUUAACAAAUAAGGAAGCGUCAAAGCAAUAAAGUAACAA